AUGCCGGAUCCGCCCGGCGCCGAUGCGCCCCCGCCCGAGGACCUAUUGGGUGGUAAUGGCGCGAGUGAUUCAUCACUCAACACGCAAACGCGUGAAGCGGUCACUGGAGGAACCGCGAAUCCUCCAGCUUGGUCGCCCGAGGCAACUCAGGUCCGGUUGGACCAUGAGAAGCUGAUGAAGAAGACCUUCCAAGUGCUCGGGAUUGUUCCCUCCAGCAAGUCGACCCGCCGACUGAUGGUCCUGAUGCACGACGCCUCGACCCCGCCUUCGCAGGCGCCAGCGCUCGCACGAGCCGCCCAAAGAGCGGUGCGAAACGACGCAGCCCCGGCCUCCAAUGUGAUUCGAGUCAUUAUGGAUGGUCCUGGAUCACCCAGAGGUCCUGUACAGACCGCGCUGCGCAAGCACUUUGGAUUGGCCGAGACGCCGUUCAUGUUCGCGCGGCCCGAGGGCGUCGUGCUUGACCCCGAGGUCGAGAAGCUUUUCUCGAAAUGCGUGAAGCUGAACCCGAUUGUGACGAAAGCCACGAAGAGGUUCCCGAUCGCUCGUCACAUGUACGAGCUUGUAUUCGAAUCCGAGCAAGCUUGUCUUGAAGCCGCUUCAGUGGGCCCAUUCCCCUACCACGGCAAGGAGAUGGUUACCGAGCUCCCCAGCGCCUCUCCCCUUAACCACGUCGUGCAGGUGCGAUUCACCUUGCCCUCCUCCUCCAGCGCGAUCCCCGCUUCCGUGCUCCGAAAAUCUCUCGAUGAUGCUAUCACCCUUUCGUUCGGCCGCGCAGGUCGCACGCAAGGUUAUACCCUGAUGCAAUUACAGCGGGGCCUCGCGGUCGAUCCGAAUGGCGAUCCGAUGGCCAUGACCGAAGACGGGUUCCACUGCGCGUACCUUCGCUUACAUGCUGAUCUUUUCCAAGGCUCCAUCGAGACGCAGAAGGGUGCGCUCAACGCCGCUUUGCCACAAGAGAUCGAGAUCCUGGGCGCCAAGUACGGCUUGCGACACGAAUUCGAGACGCACUACUGCGCGGUGUGCGAUCGCGCCGGACACCAGUGGGGCGCUUGCAGGAAGCCGGUUUCGACUCCGGCCACCGCCGCCCCUGUUCCGGGGGCCUCGACCUCGACUUCGACUUCGACCACCGGCUUCCGAGUUGCUGGAAAGAAUGGGAAGCACGGUGGGCCUGCCGCAUUGAACUCUCGUGUCUCUGGCGCGAACAUGAUCCAGCUGGGACCUCGUGCUAACCCCGCAGGUGCAGUAACCGCCAACAAGGACGACGCGAACGACGGCGACGACGAGUCGGUCGUUUCGACCGAACCGGAGGGCGGCGACACUGGGGAAGAGACGUCGACGCGUGCGACCCUGGGCUCAACAAAGGAGACGCAGACGACGACGGCGGCGCCCGUUUCGACCCCGACCUCUCCUUCGCCUUUGUCCGGUGGCACGUCGGGAUCAUCGGCAACCUCGACAACCUCGAUAGCCUCGACGAGUCCUCGACGCCUUCGUUCGAGCUCGGCACCCGGCAACCGACGUGUCACCCGGGCGGGAUCCGCCAUGAUCCUCGGUGCAUCAGGGGGUGAUGGCUCAGGGGGCAACAGUUCAGGGGGUCACAGGUCCGAGGUGACCGAAUUCGAGGGGGGCGGCGCUGAACUGAUUUAAUCAUGAUUGAGUCACUCACCGUGUUGACGUUCAACGUCCGAUCGAUGAAGAACGCAGUCAACCAAGUCAAAAUCAUCCGUUAUCUCAAAACCCUUCGGCCGGCCCCUGCGGCCAUCCUCCUGCAAGAGCACCACCUCAGCUACAACGCGUCGCGCGAAGGCUUCGAGAGUGCUUGGCCGGGGGCUUGUAUUCGUUUCACUCCUCAUGUCCUUACCCUCAUACCCGAUGGCUCACUUUUGGCGGGCCAUCUCCUUUCCUCUACCCCGGUCGUCUUUGCAGGAGCUCCUCGUUUCGACGGUCGGAUUCUGCGCUCGGUGUUUCGUCUUGAGGAGCUCGAUGUCGAGAUCACCAACAUGUACGCGCCGGUGCAGGAGGACGAUCGUCGCGACUUUUUCGGGCUUCUGCACUUCAACGCCCCGAGACCCAAGACUCUUCGGAUCUUGGCCGGCGAUCUCAACGAUUGUCCGGAUGUAUCGGUCGACCGAGUGUCCAUCACCGAUCGCGCUUGGACUCCUGUAUCGCACUGGCAGACCUUGCUGUCAAAGAUCGCGUUCAAGGCACUCGACACGGUCCGACAUGUCCAUCCUUGCACCCCUGCAUUCACUCGUCCUCACUACCGUGGUAGAGGGGAAGAGCGAAAGAUUUGCUCGUGGUCGCGGAUCGACUAUAUUCUUGUCCAAUGCAGUUGGGCGAACCGGUUGUUGAGCGCUUCUACGCUCUUCGAUGCGCCCUGUUCGGACCACAGACCUGUAGUUGCGACUUUCGCUUUGCCUACAUCGAACGCUGAUGCCGAACCCCCCCUUUCUCUUCCCUCCACGAGCGAUUUCAUUUCGAGGCUCAACCCAAUGGUCUUUGACGAUCAAGACUUUGUCACAUCGAUUCCCGGGGUCGUCGACGAGGUCUAUCAAAGGCUCGAGGGGACCGCUCCGCUCGGCGACGUCUAUGACGCCGCUCUGCGGGCGGUUGCAGUCGCUGGCCAUGCACGAUACCGCUCGACUCGUGCCGACAUGCGCCGACUGCGGGCCGAGAGCCAAUCCGUCAUGGAGGCUUUGGAGGCACGCGGUGAGCACAUGAAUGAGGCCGAGCGCGAUGCGUAUGCUCAUGCCAAGUCGCGGUUGGACCAGUUGGCGGUAAAGGAGGCUCAGUGGCUGCGCAUUCGUGCGCAUGUGCCGUCAGUCGACUCGAGGGAAGGUCAAUCGGCAAGCAUUCGCACGCGCCUCAACCGCCGGAGUCGCCAGACGAGCAUCGUCUCGCUGGAGGAUGUGGAUGGCACCGAGACCGUUGACAUGCAGGAGGCGCUGGGUAUUGCUUCACGGCACGCGCAGUCGCUCUUCACGCCGGACCCAGCUCGUGGCGACCCGACGAACGCACGCCGGUCCCUGCUCGACCCUAUUCGCGCAGCGAAAUGCUACGAUGACGACCGCUCGGACCCUACGUUCGGUCGUCGGCUGCCUCGUCAAGCGAGAGUGGCGCUUGACGAGCCCUUCACCCUCCUCGAGGUUGAAGCGGCGUUGAAGAAGACGGAUUCGGGGCGAUCACCGGGGCCCUCGGGCAUUCCGUACGAGCUCUUCAAGGCGCUGCCAACCUACUUUGCUCCCAAGCUGUUGGACUUGUUCAACUCGAUUUGGGAGGGCGGCAAAAUGACGGCGUCCUUGGCAGAGGGGCUGGUGCGGCUCUUGCCCAAGAAUAAACCGGGGGCCAAUCUGAAAUCACUGGGGGCAUACCGACCGAUCACAUUGCGCGAGACGACCUACAAGGUCCUCAGCAAGGUCUUGGUGGCGCGACUCAAUGGGGUGCUCGGCGAGCUUUUACCGCCGGCGCAACACGGUUUCAUGCCAUCAAGACGUUCAGCGGACGCGGGAAGUCAUCUCACUCUCCUUCUCGAAAAACUCAAGUCGCUAGGCACUGAUGUUUUCCCCGAGGGCGCCCUCUUGUCUUUGGAUCAGCAGAGCGCGUACGAUCAGGUCGAUCACGCCUGGAUCUUCGAGGUCUUUGAGGCCUCUGGGUUCGGUGAGCGUUUCAUCUCGCUGCUGCGCGUUCUCUACGAUCCCGAGACUCUGGGGGUGCGCUACCUUGUCAAUGGGUUCCCCACGGACUUGGUGCGGUUGCUGUGUGGUCUCGGUCAGGGGGAUCCCCUCUCGUGCCCGGUUUGGAACAUCACGUUCCAGCCCUUCCUCGACGCCCUCGUUCGGCGCGGGAUCGCGCUCGACCUGCAGAAGGUGUGGCCAGGGGGGCCGCGUGCGCAGCUUACGCAUCUGGCGUUUGCCGACGAUGCUGUGGUGGUGGUGGAGUCACCGGCGGCAUUGUCGAAGCUGCAAACGCUGUCGCAGACGUGGUACGAGGCUACCAACGGGAAGACCAACACGGACAAGACGCUGGUGCUACCACUCGGACCGAACUGGCUUCGGGACGAGACUGCGCAGGCGCUGCCAACGGUGCAGGAGGGGGAGAGCUUCAAGUGGUGCGGCUAUGCCUUCUUUCGCCACGGUGACUCGAAACUGUUUUGGACCCAUGUUCUUGACAGGAUCAAGGCCAAGGCCCGCACCGCUCGAGACCGGACACUUUCGCCGAGUGGGAAGGUUUUCUAUGCCAACGCUCACAUCAUCUCGACGGUCCUCCACGUGCUGUCCUUCGACAUACCGCCUCAAUGGUUCAUUAAGGCGGCGGAGACGGCACUUACGGACUUUGUCUGGGGAGGAGCAGGGCGAAAUACCGUCGCUCGCGAUUUCGUGUUCCAGGCUCGGGAGGACGGUGGCUUGGGUUUGAUUUCGAUUGGCGACAUCGUUCAUUCGGUGGCGCUUCGAUUUUGGGAUGCUGUGGCGGGCUCGGACGAGGCGAUCUGGGCGCCCCUAGCUCGCGAGAGCUGGAGGUCCCUCGUCGCUGCGACCCGCGAUUUCAGUCCGUGGGGGUUCUUCAGCAGCACGGCUCGGGUCGAGAAGCUGUAUCGCGACUCGACGCGCUGGGGGGCAGUCGUUGCAGCGGCCAGGGUCACAGUUCCAACCAUCAAGUCCGAACUCCUUACGCUUCCCGAAUUGCUCUCGCUUCCGCCUCGCCUCCCUUCACUCUAUGCUGAAGGUGCCCAGCACGCAUAUGACGAUGCGGACGCGGUGGCGAAGUUUGCGCAGAUCGCGGACCUGUACUGGAGGGACGAAGGGAAGGGAUGGGCUCUGGUUGGUCAUCGACGCGGGUUCUGGCAGCACUCUAAGGAACCCGCCCUACAGCACGAGCACGUGUGGUCGCGCGUGGGUCAGUUGCUCAAGGCGAAAGCGUUGCUGCCCAAGACCGCGUUGCGACCUGCUCGGAUACCUCUCAAGGAGGCUCCCCGUCCUCGGUGCUUCAACUUCUUUGGGCUCUCCCGACCUUUUACGAUUCGCAAGCUUCGUCGGCUUGUGAACAAGGUGCGGUUCCCAGGGAGGGAGGACCGUGUCAAGCGUUUCCCUGAUGGGACUUCUCAGAGCGAUAGGAAGCGCUUCUGGAGAUGGCUUCAUGACCGGUUCGCGUCUGCUGUCGAGCAGGACACCCACUGGCGGCUCAUGUACGACGUGACGCCGACGCGCAAGAGGCAGCAUACUCAGGGUCAUGCCUCUUCGCCGACGUGUCUGUUCUGUGGCAACGAUGCAGCGGUCAUCGAGACGGUGUCCCACUACUUUUUCGAGUGCGCGUACUCGACCAGCUUCUGGGGUGGGGUGCUACGCAUUCUGCUUGACAAGCUCGGCAUCGAGGAUACCGACGUCGAUCCGUCGACGUUCACUCCGGAGCAGCUGACUAUGGGGCUCCCCCUUUUGCGGGGUCGUGGGAGAACGACCUCGAAAUGGAUGUGGGUUCGGCUGGCCUGCGCGAUCGGUUUCCAGCGGCUGCACCUGCUCCGCUGGCGCGUUCAUCAGCGGUUCGAGCUGGACAACGUCGUGGCCCCUCCCUCGCUUCCCAGUGCGCUCAGAGCGUUCGAGCGAGAUUUUCUCUCUCGAGCGGGUUUUGUGCCUGGGGUUCGAGAUUGGGAGGUGUGAUGACCGAGUUAAGUCCUUCCUUCCCAUUUUCCUCCCCUCCUUUCCUCCCUUCCUUUUCGGUCAGAAGCUGACUGUCUUGAAACUUGUUGCGCAGUGGAAGGCUGCGCACCUCUCCCUCUCUCUACUUUGUGCAGUAGCGGUUUUCGUUCUUGGAUGGAUCGGCAAGCCGGGUCGAUCGUCGUUGCGUUGGAGGCUUUGUGAAGUUCUCCCCUCUCUUUCCCCCCUUUUCUCCCUUCUCUUCCUCAUCUCGUUCCUGUUGCUCGGUUGUUGACUACGCUUCAGCCACUUCUCCUUUUAUUCCUAAGCCGUGUGUUGGAUUCCGUCGAAUAGAUCGUUCGUUCGCGUUGGUCAAGAUCUACGGCAUGGAUCGGGAAGAAAGGUCGCUCGUUUUUUUGGUCAAUAUCCUCGCGUCAAGGCGAGGCUUGUUUCGUUGUAUUGGAUCGUUUUCGCUCGGCCCCGACGGCUCAACAGCCAGCACUCGAGACUCAGCCAAGGGAGGACAUCAGGCGCUGUCGGGGUGACGAGUAG
Molecule: messenger RNA, 6176 nt
Organism: Microbotryum saponariae
Lineage: Eukaryota; Fungi; Basidiomycota; Microbotryomycetes; Microbotryales; Microbotryaceae
Source: the annotation of a GenBank genome assembly